AUGAGCAAUCUAGGGAAACCAGGAGGGGAGGAGAAGAGGUUUGGGGAGGGAGGACCGAGGGCAGGAAGUCGACCGAAUCCCCAAUAUUAUGAGGGGAAUUUCAAGGGGAAGGGACUGAGGGGGAAUAAGGGGGGGGAGAUAAAGGGGGUAAAGAGCGAGAACGAGAGGAAGAAGAACAGGAAGAAUCAAGAAGUGAGGACUCUAACUCUAGGAGGAGGACCAAGGGGGAGCACCCCCACCAGACCCCCGGGCCCAAGACCAAGGGGAGAUGGAGGAAGGGGAAGGAAAGCAAGGCAAGGAGAGAACUAA
Plasmodium inui San Antonio 1 is the source of this 309-nucleotide messenger RNA. RefSeq lists its product as hypothetical. Bases 1 to 309 code for a protein of 102 amino acids. The record is from RefSeq and is a predicted model, not a curated record. NCBI's taxonomy places the organism in Eukaryota, Apicomplexa, Aconoidasida, Haemosporida, Plasmodiidae. The transcript has a single exon.